CUCUCGGCCGUCUCGAUCCCACAGGAUCCGAGAGACCUCACAAGCCGCCACGGCCAGGUCCCCAUCCCAUCGCGGCGCCUGCACCCCCCCCCCCCCCCCCCCCCCCCCCCCCCCCCGUAGUAGCAGAGCCUCGCCGCCGCUGCCGAGAAUAGAUGGGGUUCGUGUCCUUCGUCGGGCGGGUGCUCUUCGUCGCCGCUUUCCUCCUCUCCGCCUACCAGGAGUUUAAUGAAUUUGGCGCUGAUGGUGGGCCAGCAGCUAAGGCCCUUCAGCCCAAGUUCAAUGUGUUUGUAAAAAAUAUCUCUGCACAUCUGGGAGUAGCUGUGCCGCACAUUGAGUUGAAGCAUGUGAUUGCUGCUACAAUUGCUCUUAAGGGACUUGGAAGUCUCCUUUUUAUUUUGAGCAGCUCCCUCGGUGCUUAUCUCCUGCUGCUGUACCUCGCUCUGAUCACUCCUAUCGUUCACGACUUCUACAACUACGACACGGAGAAGGAAGAAUUCGCGCGGCUGUUUGCGAAGUUCACCCAGGACGUGGCGCUGGUUGGAGCUCUCCUCGUCUUCCUGGGCAUGAAGAACUCCAUCCCGAAGCGGCAGGGCAAGAAGAAGGCUCACAAGGCGAAGACGAACUAGUAGGAGGCUGCUCGCUCUUUCUUUAGAUGGUUGCGCGCCGGCCUCAGGCGGGUGUCAGGAGACGAAUAGGCCCACUAGUGCGAAGCAGUCGUCGAUGCGCAUCGAGCUGCCGGCUGCGCUUUUACAUGUAUCGGAUAUUCAGAUUCCAUUUUGCGGGGCGCGGCCCGAACGAAGGUGUGACUAGUGAGCGGCCCGAACGAAGGUGUGACUAGUGAGCGGCGGUCAUGUAUGUGAUUGCGAUUGGUUGGUUGGUUUCUUGAACUGGGCUGGCAGUGGUUAAUCUUUUCGAUUUGAUUA
Molecule: messenger RNA, 923 nt
Organism: Zea mays
Lineage: Eukaryota; Viridiplantae; Streptophyta; Magnoliopsida; Poales; Poaceae
Product: nicotiana lesion-inducing like
Source: RefSeq, marked validated